UACAGUGUGGAACAUGGUGGAGAGUACACAAUGAAACCUGGGCUUAGAAAAUAUGUCUGUGAUCUCACACUGGACCUAAACACAGUAAACAGACUCCUCUCUCUGUCUGAGGAGAACAGAAAGGUGACAUGUAGGACAGAGGAGCAGCCGUAUCCUGAUCACCCAGAGAGAUUUGAGGACUGUGGACAGGUGCUGUGUAGAGAGGGUCUGACUGGGCGCUGUUACUGGGAGGUAGAGUGGAGUGGGAGAAGGGCUGAUAUAGGAGUGACAUAUAAAGGAAUCAGAAGGAGAGGAGGGGUUAAGGACUGUUAUCUUGGAUGGAAUGACAAGUCCUGGAGUCUGAACUGCUCUGACAACAGUUACAUUGCCUGGCACAAUAAUAAUCCCACUACCAUAGACGUCCCCUCCUCCAGCCCCCACAGAGUAGGAGUGUAUCUGGACUGGCCAGCCGGCACUCUGUCCUUCUACAGAGUCUACUCUGACACACUGACCCACCUGAUCACAUUCACCUCCACAUUCACUGAGCCCCUAUAUCCAGGGAUUCAUAUUUGGUAUGAUGGUGACUCAGUGUCUCUGUGUCAAACACAACAUGAUGUUUCACUCUAAUCAGGGUCAUGUUCAGUAAGACACUGGAGCAACAAUGUAGAAUAUCUCUCUAGUGUGUUAACCUCUCUAUCCAGGGUGUUUGGUAUGAAAAAUAUGUAGUAGCAUUACUUUAAGGUUAAUAUAAAUGAUAGGUGUGUACAAUAGUGUUACUCUGGUUGUGUAAAUUGCUGUUUUCACAUAAAUCUGCACCUAAUUCA
Oncorhynchus keta (chum salmon) is the source of this 803-nucleotide messenger RNA. RefSeq names its product stonustoxin subunit beta-like. The transcript has 2 exons. The record is from RefSeq and is a predicted model, not a curated record. Lineage: Eukaryota; Metazoa; Chordata; Actinopteri; Salmoniformes; Salmonidae. Gene Ontology annotation, molecular function: protein binding. Bases 31 to 606 code for a protein of 191 amino acids.